CUCCCCCCAAAUUCCAAAAAUAUCAGGAGAGAGAGAGAGAGAGAGAGAGAGAGGAGAGAAUGAAGGGUUCAAUGGCGAGACACUUGACAGUUCAGAAGCUAGGGCAUGUCUCUUUCAAGCCUCUCCAACAAUCCUCCUUCUCUAUCUCUUUAUCUGAUUCGUUCCGCUUCCAGAGUCUCCUCGAAUCCGAAGCUCAAUCCGCAGAUUCAAUAAUUCCUUCUUCAUCACCGCCUCUCGAUAUCGACAUUGAUUCCAAUGUAGACGACAAAGAUUUCAUUCUCAGUCAGGAUUUCUUUUGCACUCCUGAUUAUAUCACUCCGGACGGUCAAUAUAUAUCAAACAGUUUGGAUUGCAACAAGGAGAACAUUGCUUGUCCCAAGUCACCAGAGAAAAUAAAAACUGUCAAAAGCAAAAGGCAAAGGCAGGAUGGUUUUAAUUUAUCUUGCCAUGAACAAGUUGUAGAACUUGCCCAAGAUACUUUUGGAACAGAUGAAAUCAAUACAGAGAAAGCAAUAGGAACUGAACCUCAAAAGAAUCAUAGUUAUGUUUCACAGUCUGCAGUAGCUUUACGUUGUCGAGUUAUGCCUCCUCCAUGCAUAAAAAACCCAUACCAAAAGGAUGCUUCAGAAACUGAUAUAGAUCCCUUUGGCAAUCAAAGGUCAAAGUGUGCAGGUAUUCUUCCUACCAUUAUUGGUGGAGAUGGCCUUUCACGCUAUUGGACAGAUUUUCAUGAAAUUGAGCAAAUUGGUAAUGGAAACUUCAGCUGUGUUUUCAAAGUCUUGAAGAGAAUUGAUGGUUGCUUUUAUGCAGUGAAAAAAAGCACAAGGCUGUUACAUCAGGAUACAGAAAGGAGAAAAGCUUUGAUGGAGGUUCAAGCUUUGGCUGCUUUAGGAUUCCAUGAAAACAUAGUUGGAUACUAUUCUUCUUGGUUUGAAAAUGAGCAGCUAUUUAUCCAGAUGGAGCUCUGUGAUCACAGUCUAUCCAUUAGAAAACCUUCUAAAUUAUCCACAGAGGGGGAGGUGUUGGAAAUAAUAUAUCAGAUAGCCAAGGCACUUCAAUUCAUACAUGAGAAAGGGAUAGCUCACCUAGAUGUAAAGCCUGAUAAUAUUUAUAUUAAAAAUGGAGUUUAUAAGCUUGGAGAUUUUGGGUGCGCAACUCUCCUUGAUAGCACCCUGCCAAUUGAAGAAGGCGAUGCACGUUAUAUGCCCCAAGAAAUACUCAAUGACAAUUAUGAUCAUCUUGACAAGGUUGAUAUCUUCUCCUUAGGAGCUGCCAUCUAUGAGCUUAUUAGAGGGUCAGCAUUGCCAGAAUCAGGGUAUCUUUCUUUGAAUCUCAGGGAAGGAAAAUUGCCUCUCCUUCCCAGCCACUCAGUGCAGUUUCAAAACUUACUCAAG
Molecule: messenger RNA, 1394 nt
Organism: Camellia sinensis
Lineage: Eukaryota; Viridiplantae; Streptophyta; Magnoliopsida; Ericales; Theaceae
Source: RefSeq, a predicted model, not a curated record